Molecule: messenger RNA, 1514 nt
Organism: Spinacia oleracea (spinach)
Lineage: Eukaryota; Viridiplantae; Streptophyta; Magnoliopsida; Caryophyllales; Amaranthaceae
Product: probable L-ascorbate peroxidase 6, chloroplastic/mitochondrial
Exons: 12
Biological process (GO): response to reactive oxygen species; hydrogen peroxide catabolic process; cellular response to oxidative stress
Molecular function (GO): heme binding; peroxidase activity
Source: RefSeq, a predicted model, not a curated record
AAAAAAACGCGUGGUUGGCGCACUUCUUCCUGUAAUCCUUCAAAACCAGUAGUGUCAGGAGAGAGAAAAACCACCCAAUCUCACUCACUUUCUCUCUCUAUAUUUUCAAACCACCACCCCGCAACCAAUGACUGAUCGUCUAGCAAUGGCAUCCUUCACUACCACCACCGCCGCCGCUGCAUCUCGUCUGCUUCCUUCUUCUUCCUCCUCCAUCUCUCGACUUUCUCUCUCCUCUUCUUCCUCCUCCUCCUCCUCACUCAAAUGUCUCCGAUCAUCUCCACUCGUCUCUCACCUCUUCCUUCGACAGAGAGGAGGUUCAGCUUAUGUGACGAAGACGAGGUUUAGCACGAAAUGCUACGCUUCUGAUCCUGCGCAGCUGAAGAAUGCUAGGGAAGAUAUUAAAGAGCUUCUUCAAUCUAAGUUCUGUCAUCCUAUUAUGGUUCGCUUAGGUUGGCACGAUGCCGGUACUUAUAAUAAGGACAUUAAAGAAUGGCCACAAAGAGGUGGAGCCAAUGGCAGUCUGAGGUUUGAUGUUGAGCUCAAGCAUGGAGCUAAUGCAGGUCUUGUUAAUGCCCUGAAACUUCUAUAGCCCAUAAAAGACAAGUACUCUGGAGUUACAUAUGCAGAUCUAUUCCAGCUGGCUAGUGCUACUGCAAUAGAGGAGGCUGGUGGUCCAACAAUACCCAUGAAGUAUGGAAGAGUGGAUGCCACAGGGCCGGAGCAGUGCCCAGAAGAAGGAAGGCUUCCUGAUGCUGGACCUCCUUCACCUGCUCAACAUCUACGUGAUGUUUUCUACAGAAUGGGUCUUGAUGAUAAGGAUAUAGUAGCAUUAUCUGGAGCACAUACGUUGGGAAGGUCUAGACCUGAACGCAGUGGUUGGGGCAAGCCAGAGACUAAAUACACGAAAGAUGGACCUGGAGCUCCAGGAGGGCAGUCAUGGACUGCGGAGUGGUUGAAGUUUGAUAAUUCCUAUUUCAAGGACAUCAAAGAAAAGAGAGAUGCAGAUUUGCUUGUUUUGCCAACUGAUGCUGCUCUUUUCGAAGAUCCGUCUUUCAAGGUAUAUGCAGAGAAAUAUGCAGCUGACCAAGAAGCAUUUUUCAAGGAUUACGCUGAAGCCCAUGCCAAACUCAGCAACCAAGGAGCCAAAUUUGACCCUGCUGAGGGUAUCACUCUUAAUGGAACCCCUGCCGGAGCAGCUCCAGAGAAGUUUGUAGCAGCCAAGUACUCAUCUAACAAGAGAUCAGAGCUUUCGGAUUCUAUGAAGGAAAAGAUUCGCGCUGAAUAUGAAGGUUUUGGAGGUAGCCCUAAUAAGCCUCUACCAACAAACUACUUCCUAAACAUUAUGAUUGUGAUUGGAGUUUUGGCAGUUCUAUCAUAUCUUGCGGGAAAUUGAUUUGUGGUUUGAUGAGUUUUUUUCCAUUUAUAAAUAUAACGGCAGUUGAUUAUAUGAAAUUUCUUCUUGAAAAUCGUCCAUUCACAUGAUAUUUUGAAUAAAUCAGAGUUAAAAUUCUUAA